This is a messenger RNA of Striga asiatica, 1503 nucleotides long. NCBI's taxonomy places the organism in Eukaryota, Viridiplantae, Streptophyta, Magnoliopsida, Lamiales, Orobanchaceae. The record is from the annotation of a GenBank genome assembly.
UUUUCACGGGGAUAUCAGAUUUCUUCAAAAGCUCUUACCAACAUAAAUUUCAACGCUCCCUCUUUCUCUCUCAGAUCUCACGCAAAUCCGCAUACUUUUUUAUACGCUGCUUCAUUUGUAAAACCCUAGUCCCCAAAUCGAAACCCUAGGCUAAAAUUACCGAAAGAACCCCCAAAUUUCCAGCCUCAUUGCGCCGGAAUUGGUUUUCUUUUCUUGUCAUUUCUGAUUUAUUUGCUCCCUUUCGUUUUCAAUUUCUGUUUUUAGCUCUCAAGUUGUGAACUUUUCCUUCAAAGGAGUGAUGGUUGAGAUUUAUAAUGGAGGGCAGUAGAGUUAUUGUCGAUAAUGCCGAUGGCGGCCGAGAGAACUGCGGCUCCGCCGACGGGCGGCCUCCGAUACCCAAUUCUCUAGGCGGCCAAGGCGCCUACAGACGCUGCUUCAACUCCGGAGGCACGCCGCCGUUGCGUACUAAGUCCCUCGUUCGCCACUCUUCAUUGGUUAAGACAAAGUCAUCUGAUAUUCCUAUUAACCCGCGACUGGGUGAAGAUGAUCGUAUAACUGAAUAUAUGCCCCUCCUCCGCUCAGGCGCGUGGGCAGACAUUGGUUCUCGUUCAAGCAUGGAGGAUGUCUAUGUUUGUGCAGACAAUUUGACCCAUGAUUAUGGUUUGCAUAUUUCAAACGGAAAUCCUAGUGCAUUCUAUGGGGUUUUUGAUGGGCAUGGAGGAAAGCAUGCAGCUGACUUUGCAUGCAACCAUUUACCGAGGUUCAUUUUUGAGGAUGAAAAUUUUCCAGCGGAAAUUGAGCAAGUAAUGUCAUCUGCAUUCCUACAGACAGAUACGGCUUUUGCAGAAGCUUGCUCUGUGAAUGCAGAUCUUGCUUCUGGUACCACUGCUUUGGCAGCUAUUGUACUUGGAAGCUCUUUAGUGGUGGCCAAUGCUGGCGACUGCCGAGCUGUCCUCUGCAGACGUGGCAAAGCAAUCGAGAUGUCAAGAGACCACAAACCCGUCUGCCUGAAAGAAAAGAAGCGUAUAGAAGCUUCCGGAGGGUACGUGUACGACGGCUACCUAAACGGGCAGCUUAACGUGGCCCGAGCCUUAGGGGACUGGCACAUGGACGGCCUCAAGUGCCAGCAUGGCGGGCCUCUCACGGCCGAGCCCGAGCUCAUGCGGGCAAAGCUGACCGAAGAAGAUGAAUUCUUGAUAAUGGGGUGUGAUGGGCUGUGGGAUGUGUUCAUGAGCCAGAAUGCGGUCGAUUUUGCGCGAAGGCGGCUUCAGGAGCACAAUGACCCAGUAAUGUGCUGUAGGGAUCUUGUGGACGAGGCUCUUAAGAGGAAGAGUGGGGAUAAUUUGAGUGUGGUGGUCGUUUGUUUUCAGGCGGGCCCACCACCGAACUUGGUGGUCCCACGGGGAAGGGUGCAGAGGAGCAUUUCUGCUGAGGGGCUCAAGGAGUUGCAGAGCUUUCUGGAUAGUUUGAAUUGUAGUAAUUGACAGAUGGUGAUGAUGAAGA